AUGUCUUCGCAGAUACCGACAUCUAUGAGCGCAGAGCAGCGUGCCAAUCGGGCAGCUGAGGAAUUGGCGUCUCGUGUGGCCCAACGCUCCACAUUGUCGAGCAACGCCGCCCCAUUUGUCCCAUCUUUUCUUCAAAAUCAUGGACUAACAACAGCAACAACAACAACAACAACAGCAACAACAGAGUUAACACCAGAAGAGAAAUCUGCAGAGGACAGGAUAAUAAUGCAGCAGGAGAGUUUUGUCCGUGAACUGCAGGAGCUGUACGAUGGCGCUGGGGCCCACACGCAGUUGCCGUCGGCCUCCAGCGUGGCGGCGACGAUGGCGGUGGCCACGACAGCCCUCAAGACGUUUGGGGACAUGACGGAGGAGGAGCUGCAGAUGUUGGAGGAGUACUUGUGGGACCCCGCACAGGGCGGGGAGGGCGAGGAGGCCGCGGAGGACCGUCUCUUUGUCCAUCAAGAUGACGGAAUGCAGCCGGAUGAAGAGGAAUGGCUUAUUCAGCAAAUGAUAGAAACAGAUGAAGUGGCAAGUAGGAAGAAACAAGAUGCGCAUGAAAAAAUAGUAGAGAGUAAGCAAAAUGUGCCACACAAUUCUUGA
Molecule: messenger RNA, 600 nt
Organism: Trypanosoma theileri
Lineage: Eukaryota; Euglenozoa; Kinetoplastea; Trypanosomatida; Trypanosomatidae
Exons: 1
Coding region: 1-600 (199 amino acids)
Source: RefSeq, a predicted model, not a curated record